Rhinichthys klamathensis goyatoka is the source of this 967-nucleotide messenger RNA. RefSeq names its product proteasome (prosome, macropain) assembly chaperone 1 (gene psmg1). Gene Ontology annotation, molecular function: proteasome binding. The transcript is spliced from 7 exons. The record is from RefSeq and is a predicted model, not a curated record. NCBI's taxonomy places the organism in Eukaryota, Metazoa, Chordata, Actinopteri, Cypriniformes, Leuciscidae. Gene Ontology annotation, cellular component: endoplasmic reticulum. Gene Ontology annotation, biological process: proteasome core complex assembly. The coding region runs from base 101 to 898 and encodes 265 amino acids.
UGCCGUUCUACUUCCGGUGUAUGUCGGGCUAGUAGCGGAGCAUCGAUCGUUACACAGCGGGUUUGACUCGCAUUGUUAUUAAUCUCAAUAAUCCUCUAUUAUGGCGACUUUCUUCGGCGAGGUGUUGUCGGUGUACUCGAGAGCUGUCGAGGAGGAUGAGUAUGAUGAUAUGACGAGGGAAAACGAGGAAGAUGAACAGAUCCGACGGGAAAUAGAGGAGAAGAGGCGUGUCGAUGUGCACUGGCUCUCACACACAGACAGCGGGUCCCUGUCGUGUACGGAUCUGAUCAUCGCUGUGGGUCCAAACGCCACUGGCUUCGUCUCGGCGUACGUGCUGAGCUCUGGAGGCUGGCGGCCCGUGGCCCGGGUCUCCCUGUGGAACGAGCGGAGCCGAACUGACGGAGAGCCAUCAUGUGUCCUGUACCAGCAGAAGCAGGUGCUGAUAUGCCAGUGCUCCUGUUACGUCGCUGAAGACCAGCUGUUCCAGUGGACGGAGAAGGUGUUCGGCUGUGUUCAGGCCCGAGGGCUGAGUGUGACGCUGCUCUCCGACUGCACUGUGGCCGAGUAUAAAUCUUCAGACUACCUGAGUGGGAGCAGCACACCGUUCCUGCGCUGCCUGAAGACCAGCACACACACCAGUGCCGUCGCCUGUCCACCGCUGGAGCCGCCCAACAUCAGCUGUGGCCUGGCAGCUGCAGUGCUAACCCACUGUGAGGUGCAGCGGAUCCCGGCCGUUCUCUAUCAGCUCUACAGUGACGUCCCUCAGCCAGACUCCCUCAGCAUGGAGGCGUACCGAGAGACAGUGAGCGCAGUGCUGAAGCUGGGUCAGAGUCCCGGAGCUGAAGUUCUGCAGAAGAUCACAGGAGUGUGUGCGGUUCAGAGUAACCUCUACACAUGAGCACACACACACACACACACACACACACACACACACUCACACACUCACACACACUCACACACUCACACA